Messenger RNA from Corythoichthys intestinalis (scribbled pipefish), 7926 nucleotides. RefSeq names its product ATR serine/threonine kinase (gene atr). Gene Ontology annotation, biological process: telomere maintenance; DNA damage checkpoint signaling; protein phosphorylation. NCBI's taxonomy places the organism in Eukaryota, Metazoa, Chordata, Actinopteri, Syngnathiformes, Syngnathidae. Gene Ontology annotation, molecular function: protein binding; protein serine/threonine kinase activity. The record is from RefSeq and is a predicted model, not a curated record. The transcript has 48 exons. Gene Ontology annotation, cellular component: nucleus. Bases 120 to 7853 code for a protein of 2577 amino acids.
AACAACUACGUCAUAACAGCGGAAAUUUUGACAUGUGUUUGCGUUCUAACUCUUCCCAAUUCUUCAAUAAAAUGAUGUAAAUAUGAUUUGAAAGAAAUAACACGUUGACUUUGUCGACCAUGGAGGGGCUGGGGAUGUCUGCCAUGAUUCCGGCGCUUCAAGAGCUUGCCAGCGCCAGCCCGGGGGAAUACGACGAAGCUGUUAAGAAACCGCGACAGAUUCUGUGUCAGUUCAUUGACAGGAUUCUGACUGACAUUGACGUCGUGUCCCUCGGACUGAAUAAGAAGUCCAGUUCAGAGCCUGCCUGCGUCAUGCUGCUGGACUUUGUGCAGCACAUCAUCAAGUCGUCGUCGCUCAUGUUUGCCAACCCUGCCUGUCAGCCCGCGGACUACCCGGAUGCCACACAGAGCUGUAUUGACUUCAACAAGUGGGUGUCGCUUCGUCUACUGCGCGUCGCUGCCGCCCCGGACUGUAGCGCCAUUCACGGUCGGGCGCGCACAGCCCUCUGCUCCCUGCUUCACUCCCUGUUGGUCCGAGCGCCCUUUAUCUUCGCCCGCCUGGCUCACGACCUUCUCCUCCUUGUCCGCGAACUCAGCGUCAUCCUGCGCACCCAUGUGACUACCCUCUCAUUCAGCCUUUGGCCCGCUGAUCUCCCAUCCUUUACAGCCUCCCCGCCGUGCGCCCACCUCACCCCUUCGCCCCUUGUUCUCGCUUCCCCGUCGGCGUUGGAGUCACUCACUGCGGCCACGUUGUAUGUUGUUGCCGACACCGUCCGGGGCGUGAUAUCCACCCGGGACCUGAGGACAGCUUGGGAGACUGCCUGCGAUAUCCUGGCUCACGGUAACGCACGGCUGAGGAUGGUCGCCAUGGCAAUGCUGAGGCGGCUGGUGGAGCUGAAGGGCUUCCCAGAAGCGCAAGGACACCAGUUCUUUGCCGCCUACCUUCACGUGCUGGAGACGCACACUGGAGGGUACGAGGGGGAGCUGCUAGGUCUGACCCAGUGCGUUUUUCGUCAGGGCAGCCCCCACCUAAAGCCCACCUACCUGGCGCAGGUGUGCGAAAGUGUCUGCACCCUGGCGGAGGCCCAGUGUUCCGAUGCAAGAACACUGGAGGCAGGCACUACCUUGGGGACAGAGGUUACUCAAUCCCUGUGUCAUGCAUUGAGUUUGGGACUGUCGGUCGCCCAUGGUUUCGAUAGCGCCGGCCUGCUGCUGAGCAGGCGAGUAGCUGAGGUCUGCGAGAUGCUGGCGUGCACCGUGGGGACAGAGACUCCAGCAGAAUGUGCGGAGGGAUUCCUGAAAGCCGCACUGAAAGCCGAGGUGGCCGCACUGAUGCCAAAAGCCGAGGAAGAGCCCGUGCCACCCAUUAAAGUCCGCAAAGUAGCCUGUGGGACACCGAAAAUGUUGAACCUAGGUGGUGGCAGCCGGGUAUGGGCCACGCUCAGCCACCGCUUGGAGGAGCUCUUAGCGCUGUUCAACCGCGAUGGAGAAGAAGCUGAGAACACCCAUAGACUGGCUGCACUUCGUGGCGUCGGGCUCAUCCUCAGGCUUGCUGCCAUUUGCUCCACAUCCACAGGAUCAGCUUCUCUCCUCUGGGUAACUGUUGAGAAUCUUGGCCAGACAUUGCAGAUCUGCCAGUCAUUGCUUGAGAGAGGGGCUGACCCCAUCUCCAACCAGAUAUACUACACCUCUGCCCUCCAGAUUUCUUUGGAAGUGCUUGACUGUGUCCUCUACCUGACUGUGCGCAACCAGAGUGAGGAUGCGCUCCAGCAGCGGGCAUGUGCACUCCUGACACUCCCCUGGGUGCAGGAGCACAAGUUGGGUUCGGCCUACCAAAGUUCUGGAUUGCCCUCUUGGGUUGCCGCCUUGGCUCAGAGGCUCCACUUUUGCUUCUCCAGCGAGGUUCAGGCGAAGUGUGUGUCUUUGGUGGCGUGCUUGCGUGGAGGAGUGUGCGAAACCUGGCGCGCGUUUGUGUUCUCGGCGGCCAUGCAAAGUCCAGACGAGGUUUUGAGAGUGGCAGCUGUUCGGGCCUUUCCCAAUCUGCUUCACCACCUAGAAAACUCAAGACACAAUCUCAUUACCUCCACAGGCUUAUAUACCCGUCUGGAGGACGCUUCGGAGAAAGUCCAAAUGGCUCUGGCUGGGAUCACAGGCCAGCUGAGCUGCGUCCAGUCAGGGCUUUCGCUACUUAGCGACGACGCGACUUCUUCCCAAGAACUCGUAUGCUUGCGCCUCCGCUUGACCGACGAGCACCCCAGCGGCGUGCCCCCGACCCUGACGGCAUCCUUUGUCAAACCUUUUCUGCCUCUGCUCGAAGCAGGAGCCCCAAGUAGUGUGAAAAAAGCGUUCCUGGAAGCGCUCCCUCACAUCUGCCAACACGUGCGUCUGGGCGAUGGUGGCGACGACUCCCGGAAGCUUCUUUGCGCUCUGGUCAGCCUCAUGGAGGAUUCCGAUGCUGGAGUCAGGACGGGACUUGGACGAUCUGUGCGCUUCUUGCUCACCGAGUCCACCACACCCACUUCUGAUCACGGCACUGUUAGCGAGUUGCUGGUCGCUCGACUGAAAGAGGCGUUCAACACCGCCAAAGCCAACAGGGACAUCGGCCUGCGUCACACUCUCAUCUUCACUACCGCAGAGAUCGGCAGAGCCUCUCAGGGUAGCUUGGUGUCCUUCUCCCUGCUGCAUCUGCUCCACUUUCUGCUGUCCAAGUCAUCGUCCGUGUCAGUGGCUGCCUACACUGAGAUCCGAGCGCUGGCGGCCUCUAAAGGAAUCAAACUACAGACGCUCUUCAGUCAGUACAAGAACCCAAUUUGUCAGUUCCUUGUGGAGUCUCUGCACUCGCGUCACUCGUCAAUUCAGCGCGGCACGCCGCUAGAGGGCAGUGAGUCGGCCAAUCAGAGGGAGCUGGCCCUUGACAUCCUGGCUCAAAUUGCGCACGCAUUCGACUUCCCGGACCUCCACCGCUUCCUGUCUCGGACAUUGCAAGUGCUAUUGCCAUACUUAGCCGCCAAAGCUAGCGUGACUGGCUCCGCCCUCAUCCGCACGUUGGCCAAUGAGCUGAAGGCCAACCGGCGGGAGAUACUGAUCAACAACUUCAAGUACAUCUUUAGCCACUUGGUCUGCUCCUGCACCAAGGAGGAGUUGGAGAAGGCCAUCCACUACCUGCAGAGCGAGACGGAGCUGGAGCUGGGCUCCCUUCUGCGCCAGGACUUUCAGGGUCUUCACAACGAGCUGCUGCUGCGCUUAGGCGAGCAAUACCAGCAGGUUUUCAACGGCCUGGCCAUCCUGGCCUCCUUCGCAUCCAACGAUGACCCCUACCAAGGUCCUCGAGACAUUACCACCCCGGAACGCAUGGUAGACUACCUGCAGCCCAAACUGCUGGGCAUUCUUGCCUUCUUCAACAUGCAGUUGCUCAGCUCAAGUGCGGGAGAGAAGGACAGGAAGAAGCUGGCCCUGACCAGCGUGAUGGCUCUAAUGAGGCUUAUGGGCUCCAAACACAUCAGCUCAGUGCGAGUGAAAAUGAUGACCACGCUGCGCACUGGCCUGCGCUACCGAGAAGACUUUCCUCUGCUCUGCUGCCAAACAUGGGACUGUUUCGUAAGGAGCGUGGAGUCGGCGCAUCUGGGCCCUUUGCUGAGUCACGUCAUUGUAGCUCUCCUGCCGCUCAUCCCGCAGCAGCCCAAGGAGACCGCCGCCAUCAUUCGCUUCCUCAUUCUGGACAACAGGGAAGAAGUCAACGACUACCUCCAUGAGAUUUACUUCCUUCCGGACCAACCUGAACUUAAAGACAUCCAUGUUGUGCUUCAGAACUACAAAAAGCUGGCAGCCAGCAAUAGCGACCUGGCGUCCACGCUUCAGCUGUCUAUGAGAGCUGUUCAGCACGAGAACGUUGAUGUCCGCAUCCACGCGCUGACCAGCCUGAGAGACGUCAUGCACAGCAACCAGGAGUGGCUGCUGAGGCAGGUGUGCGCAAGUGAAUCUGUGGAGCCAGUCAUUUCCAGCCUUGUGUCAGUGCUCCUGAAAGGCUGCCAGGACUCGUCGCCCGAGGCCCGACUACUGUGCGGCGAGUGUCUGGGCGAGCUUGGUGCUGUCGAUCCGGGUCGACUGGACCUGUCGCCAGCACACACCCACGGCGACGGCAACACCUUUGUGAGCGGUGUGGAGGACCCCAAAUUCGCUUAUGACCUGCUGACCGAACUCACACGAACCUUCCUGGCUUACGCCGACAACGUCCGAGCGCAGGACUCUGCUGCUUAUGCCAUGCAGGAGCUGCUCUCCAUCUUCCAGUGUCGCGAGGGUCGGCUGGAUUCACCUGGACGACGACUGUGGAGGAAAUUCCCAGAAUACGUCCAGGAGAUACUGGAGCCCCACCUUAAUAGCAGGUACAAAAGCAGCCAAAAGGAGGUGAACUGGUCAGAACUGAAGAAGCCCAUCUUCCUCAGUAAUCAGGGUGGCAAAUUCUCUGACUGGGCUGCUACAUGGGCAGCUUACCUCAUCAGCAAAGUGCGUCACGAGCUGGCCAGCCGAGUGUUCACCUGCUGCAGUUUUAUCAUCAAGCACGACUACAAGGUGACAAUCUACCUGCUUCCUCACGUGCUGCUCUACAUGCUGCUGGGCUGUACGCCAGCUGAGCAGAAGGAGGUGACAGAAGAGAUGCUGGCUGUGCUGACAGAGAAUGAGGGGCGUGUCCAGGAGGCGCCCUCUGGACGAUGGCAGCUCAGCACUCAAACAGUCUUCAGCAUGCUUUCUCACCUCAGCCAGUGGAGCCGCCACAUCCUCUACACCAAGCCCAAACACAAUGAGAGUGGCGAAUACCAGCGCGUGGUGGCCUUCCUCAAGGGCAUCCCGCAGGAUGUUAUGGCCAAGGCCUCACAACGCUCCAAGGCCUACACACGGGCACUCAUGCACUUUGAAGCCUACAUCAUGGAGAACAAAGAGAAUAUCCAGGACCACCUCACCUUCCUGCAGACGUUGUACGCCGCCAUGCACGAGCCCGACGGCGUCAGAGGGGUGAACGCACUGAGGCAGGAGGAACCGUCACUCAGGGAGCAGAUCCUGGAACACGAGAGCAUCGGGCUGCUGCAGGAUGCCACCGCAUGCUACGACCGCGCAAUUCAACUUGAGUCUGACCAGAUUGGCCACUUUCAUGGCGUCAUGACAUCACUGUUGGGCUUGGGCCAGCUGUCCACUGUCAUCACGCAGGUCAACGGAGUGCUGGCCGACAAGCACCAGUGGACCUCGGAACUGAACGCCUACAGAGUGGAGGCUGCCUGGAAGCUGGGUAAAUGGGAUCUGCUGGAGGAUUAUUUGAGUUCAGACCUCCAGUCCAGUACGUGGGGAGUGCGACUGGGCCAGUUGCUGCUAGCAGCCAAGAAGCAAGACAAUGCCGCCUUCUUUGAUAAGCUGAAGCUCGUCCGUAAGGAGCAGGUGGUCCCGUUGUCGGCAGCCAGCUAUGAAUGCGGAACUUACCAGAGAGGAUACGAGUACAUUGUUAGAUUGCACAUGCUGAGCGAGUUGGAGCACACGUUCACAGAGGGUAGCUCUGCCCCCGCCUUGAGUAAGCUCCCCUCCCAUUGGUCCGAUCGGCUGGAGAUGACCCAAAACUCCUUCCGGGCUAAAGAGCCCAUCCUGGCCCUCCGUCGGGCCCUGCUCAGCCUGCAGUCCAAGCCUAUAAACCAGAAGCUGGUGGGUGAGUGCUGGCUGCAGAGCGCCCGGGUGGCCAGGAAGGCCGGACACCACCAGACGGCCUUUAACGCGCUCCUGAACGCAGAGAACACUUACCUGGCUGAGCUCCUCACCGAAAAAGCCAAGUGGCUUUGGUCCAAGGGCGACGUACACCAGGCGCUGAUUGUGCUGCAGAAGGGCGUGGCCCAGUGCUUUCCCGAUGAAAAUCCCCCAUCGGACCCUCACCACAGGCAGACCAAAGGCAGAGCCAUGCUAUUGGUGGGCCGCUUCAUGGAAGAAACGGCAAACUUUGAGUCCAACGCCAUCAUGAAGGCCUACAAGGAUGUGACCACUCUUCUGCCUGAGUGGGAAGACGGCAACUUCUACUUGGCCAAGUAUUACGACAAAGUCAUGCCCAUGGUUACCGAGAACAAGCUGGAGAAGCAAGGGAACCUCAUCAGAUACAUUGUCCUCUACUUUGGAGCAGCGUUGCAGUUUGGGAACCAGUACAUCUACCAAGCAAUGCCCCGAAUGCUCUCCCUCUGGCUUGACUUUGGAGCCAAAGUGUGUGAAUGCGAGAAAGCCGGACGGGCCGACAGGAUGAUGCGUCAAGAGCUUUCCAAGAUCAACACGGUGGUGGGCGAGCAGUGUGCCAAACUGGCUCCUUACCAGUUCCUCACCGCCUUCUCGCAGCUCAUCUCCCGCGUAUGCCACUCCAACAAUGACGUCUUUGCCGUCCUCACGACCAUCGUGGCCAAAGUCUUCUUGGCGUACCCGCAGCAGGCCAUGUGGCUCAUGACGGCCGUGUCCAAGUCGUCCUAUCCUACCCGCAUGAACCGCUGCAGUCAGAUCCUGAAGAAAGCUAUCAGCCUCAAACCGUCGUUGGACAAGUUUGUCAGUGACGCCAACAGACUCACAGACAAACUGGUGGAGCUCUGUAACAAACCGGUGGACAGCAAUAGCAGCACGCUGAGCAUGAGCGUCCACUUUAAACAGCUAAAGCGUCUGGUAGAGGAGCCCACCUUCAGUCAGAUUCUCAUCCCGCUGCAGUCCGUACUCAUCCCCACGCUGCCCUGUACUGGCGGGGCUAACACUGACACUCACGAUGCCUUCCCGGGACACUGGGCCUACCUGUCCAGCUUUGAAGAUCAGGUGGAGAUCUUGACCUCCUUGCAGAAACCAAAGAAGAUUAGUUUGGAGGGCUCUGACGGGCGGAGCUACACCAUGAUGUGCAAGCCCAAAGAUGAUCUGAGGAAGGACUGCAGGCUCAUGGAGUUCAACUGCCUCAUUAAUAAGUGUUUGCGUAAAGAUGCCGAGUCGCGCCGUCGCGAGCUGCACAUCCGCACCUACGCCGUCAUACCCCUCAACGAAGAGUGCGGCAUCAUCGAAUGGGUCAACAACACAGGGGGGCUCCGGCACAUUCUCACCAAGCUGUACAAAGAAAGAGGCAUCUACCUGUCCGGCAAGGAGCUUAGGAAGCUAAUGCUACCCAAGACUGCCCCACUGGAGGAGAAGCUUCGCAUCCACAAGGAGGUGCUUUGCGCACGACACCCGCCAAUCUUCUAUGAGUGGUUCCUGCGAACGUUCCCUGACCCCACGUCGUGGUACAGCAGCCGUUCCGCGUACUGCCGCUCCACCGCCGUCAUGUCCAUGGUGGGCUACGUCCUCGGCCUGGGGGACCGCCACGGCGAGAACAUCCUCUUUGACUCCUUCACGGGGGAGUGUGUGCACGUGGACUUCAACUGCCUCUUCAACAAAGGGGAAACGUUCGACGUGCCCGAGGUGGUUCCGUUCCGUCUGACCCAGAAUUUAGUGCACGCCAUGGGACCAAUGGGCAUCGAGGGUCUCUUUAGGCAGGCCUGCGAAGUCACGUUGAGGCUAAUGAGGGACCAGCGGGAGCCACUCAUGAGUGUCCUAAAGACUUUCCUUCACGACCCGCUGGUAGAGUGGAGCAAACAAAGCAAAGGACUUUGCAAAUCCCAGGCCAAUGAAACUGGAGAGAUCGUCAACGAAAAGGCAAAAACGCACGUGUGCGACAUUGAGCAGCGUCUCCAGGGUGUAAUCAAGAGCCGUAACAAAGUUCUUGGACUUCCUCUGUCCAUCGAGGGCCAUGUACACUACCUGAUUCAGGAGGCCACCGACGACAAGCUGCUUUGUCAGAUGUACCUGGGCUGGGGACCUUACCUGUAAAGCGUAUUCUACUGUACCUUUUUUCACAUUCGCAUCCUCUGUUUGGAUGGUUAUGGUUAUGUUCCUGUAAUUA